UCGAUGACGUUCCUUUUGACAGUGACAAUUGGUAUUCACCGCAUCAAACCGUGACUUUCAUAAAUUGUUUUAGCUAAAUAAUUGUUAAGUUUUUAGUGUAAAUUCAUUAAAUAUGGCGGCAUCUGUAGUGAACGCGUACAGCGACCCUUGCAUUCCUGAAUGGAUGAAUGCUCAGCACAGCACAGGGACUUCGAUCAUGGCGUGCGAGUUCAACGGUGGUGUAGUCAUUGGCGCCGACUCUCGCACUACGACCGGAGCUUACAUUGCCAACAGAGUGACUGACAAGCUCACAAGGAUCACUGAUCAUAUUUACUGCUGCAGAUCUGGAUCGGCGGCUGACACCCAAGCUAUUGCUGAUAUAGUUACUUAUCAUUUGAAUUUCCACAAGAUGGAGCUGGGAGAGCCUCCCCUAGUCCACACUGCUGCAGCUAUAUUCCGUGAACUCUGCUACAAUUACCGUGACUCCUUGGUCGCUGGUAUUCUCGUUGCCGGCUGGGACAAGAAGAAUGGAGGACAAAUCUACUCAGUCCCUAUCGGUGGUAUGGUGCAACGCCAACAAGUUUCCAUUGGUGGGUCCGGUUCAACCUAUGUUUAUGGUUAUGUGGAUGCUAACUUCAAGCCCAACAUGACUAAGGAGGAAGCUAUCAAGUUUGUCACCAACACCUUGACCCUUGCCAUCCUUCGUGACGGCUCAUCCGGAGGUGUUGUGAGGCUUGGAGUCAUCACUGAAGCUGGUGUGGAACGCUCUGUAAUUCUUGGCGACCAGCUACCGAAAUUCUAUGAGGGUUAAAUUGCAUUUGCUCUUUGUACUUUUAUUUUGUAAGUAAUAAAACUUUUGGAAACAAA
Spodoptera litura is the source of this 846-nucleotide messenger RNA. It is a transcript of the gene Prosbeta1, whose product is annotated as proteasome beta1 subunit. Lineage: Eukaryota; Metazoa; Arthropoda; Insecta; Lepidoptera; Noctuidae. Gene Ontology annotation, cellular component: proteasome core complex; cytoplasm. Gene Ontology annotation, molecular function: threonine-type endopeptidase activity. The record is from RefSeq and is a predicted model, not a curated record.